AUGACUCUUUUUCCUGUUCUCAACAUUACUAUUGCUUUUCUGUUAAUUAUUGGAAAGACUACUUGCAUCAGUGCUGGGAAAUCGAUUGCGUGCGAUGGCGUAAUCCAAGUACACGAUCAACAAGAUCUUGACGGUUUACAGAACUGUCCAACCUUCUCAGGCACAAUCGCAAUAAUCUCAACUUCUCUAAAGUCGCUCAUCAUUCCGCAUGUUCAAAAUCUACGUGGGACAAUCGACGUACAAAACAACGCUUUUCUGGAGAUGAUAGCGGUUCCUCACUUGAAGAACGCGAACAAUUUUGUGUUGAACGAAAAUCGCGCAUUGAAUAUCGUUGAUGUGCCGUCGAUGACUCAAGCAACCACGUUUAAUAUUAACGGUGCCCCAUCGUUAAAAUCCAUUAAUUUUCCUUCGCGUCUCGGUCAAAUCGGAAAUCUGGAAUUAUCGAAUACGGGUGUGAGGGAAUUGAACGGGGUGGACGCAAAAGCGAUUAAUAGUUUAAGAUUGACGAAUAAUGCGAAUUUGGAGAAUGUUUCUCUGACAAAUACUAAAUCCAUUGGAUCAAUUUCUCUUUCGAAUAAUGCAAAGAAUGGACUUCAUUUCGAUGCUCAGAAUUUAGAUGAACUUGGUGAAGGCGAAUUCAAAAGUCUUGCAUCAACUUCACUUCCAUCUCUAACCAAGGUAAAAUCCAGUUUAACAUUCAGCGAAAAUUCUAUGAAAUCACUCGAAAUUCCAAAACUAUCUGAAAUCGGUGGAACAUUGAAAAUUAUUUCAAAUGACGGCCUCAAAUCAACUGCUUUUCCAGAGUUGGCUCACAUUGGCGGAACACUUCUCCUGACAAAUAAUCCACAGCUCGACGAUAUUAAUGGAUUCCCAAAACUCGCAAAUGUCGAUGCUGCCGUUGAUGUCACCGGCAGUUUCAAUAAAAUGUCGAUGCCGUCGUUACGUGAAGUUCGCGGUGGGAUGAAUGUACAAUCGAGCUCAAACGAAUUCAAGUGCGAUGCUAUUAAUGGUCUCAAAGGGAAUGUGGUCAAAGGAGACGACGACAAUUUUGCAUGUGCCUCUGGAGUUACGAGCCCAAAGCCACGAAUCAGUAAAAUCAAAGCUGACAAUGCUAAGACAGAUGAAUCGAAAAAAGUCGACGAAAAGCCUGCCAAUAAAGAUUCAAUUAUUGAUAAUGUAGAAGAAGAAAAGAAAAAGAAAAAGAAAAGUGAUGGUGACACCCGAUAG
Molecule: messenger RNA, 1227 nt
Organism: Ambispora leptoticha
Lineage: Eukaryota; Fungi; Glomeromycota; Glomeromycetes; Archaeosporales; Ambisporaceae
Source: the annotation of a GenBank genome assembly